Messenger RNA from Cyclopterus lumpus (lumpfish), 1282 nucleotides. RefSeq names its product high mobility group box 2a (gene hmgb2a). The coding region runs from base 147 to 788 and encodes 213 amino acids. The transcript has 5 exons. Gene Ontology annotation, molecular function: DNA binding, bending. Gene Ontology annotation, biological process: regulation of transcription by RNA polymerase II. Lineage: Eukaryota; Metazoa; Chordata; Actinopteri; Perciformes; Cyclopteridae. The record is from RefSeq and is a predicted model, not a curated record. Gene Ontology annotation, cellular component: nucleus.
CCGCUGAUGGCGGGGAGGAGUUGUGGAAGGACUUUGAGUUAAGUUAGUUCGCCCUCGCAGACAGGGACAAAACAGUCGGGCUUUUGUCCUCGUUCAGUCGUUUACAACUUGUCUAACUGUUAGCUGAGAACAGAUCAAUCACAGCCAUGACAAAGGACCCAAAUAAGCCAAGAGGAAAGACCUCCUCGUAUGCUUUCUUUGUUUCGACCUGCCGUGAAGAGCACAAAAAGAAACACCCAGGGACCAGUGUGGGCUUUGCAGAGUUUUCCAGGAAAUGCUCUGAGAGAUGGAAGACCAUGUCAGCCAAGGAGAAGGUGAAGUUCGAGGAUUUGGCUAAGAACGACAAGGUCCGGUAUGAGCGUGAGAUGAAAACAUACAUCCCGCCUAAAGGUGCUCCAGGCAAAGGCAAGAAGAAGAAAGACCCUAACGCACCCAAAAGGCCACCUUCUGCUUUCUUUGUGUUCUGCUCUGAUCACCGUGCCAGAAUCAAGGAGGAGCAUCCUGGUAUUACCAUUGGUGACAUUGCCAAGAAGCUUGGAGAGUUUUGGUCUACACAGACAUCCAAAGACAAGGUUCCUUAUGAGGCCAGGGCUGGAAAACUGAAGGAAAAAUAUGAGAAGGAUGUUGCGGCAUACAAAGCCAGAAGUGGCUUGGGGAAGAGCGAUGCUGGCAAGAAGAGUGGCCCAGGCAGGCCUGCUGCCAAAAAAGCAGAACCAGUUGACGAUGAUGACGAGGAAGACGACGAUGACGAUGAUGAUGACGACGAGGAAGACGACGAUGAUGAAUAAGCGGUUUAUAUGCUAACAGAUGUGAAUUUUUGCAAUGCAUUUUUCAGAUCAAAUUGUGUAUGGAUGAGCCUGCUGUCCCUGUUGGUCUGCUGCUGGAGGAUACCAGACUUGUAUUCCUUUUCACAUUCAGGGUUUAGUUUUUAUUUUGUAACCUAGUCCCGUAAAAAAAAUUCUGCGUUUUCUGCUGAACUUUUGUUUGUUACAUCUAAGAUUGCUAUCUUAACGGGCAGCUAGAUAUGAAUUUCCUGUGAAAAUAAUACAAUGGACUAAAACUUGUAUAAGUGGUGGACAGCAUCAAAUCGGUAAAGUUUGGGGAAAAAUAGCAUAUUGUUUCUGGAGGCACUGCUUAUUUUUUCUGUUUAGUGGUGCGGUUUCUUCACUGUCAUUUUACUACCAAGUUAUCAGUAGUUUGAGUUAAAAUGUUUGAAGCCAUUUUUAAAGUGGAACUUUCAUGUAGAACAAAUUUCUUUUUUGUAAUAAAAUGUUGUAUAUUA